AUGUCCUCUUCACCAAAAGAUACAGCUGAGGCCACCGAGCCCCCGAAGUCGAGUGACGCCGAAGCCCAACCUUGGAACGAGGAUAAACGCCGGAAGUUCGAAACGAAAUCGAAGAGCGAGUUCUACGACCCGUGCCAAGAGGCUGCGCAGAGGAGUUACAGAUGCUUGUUCAGGAACGGAGGCGACAAGAAUAUGUGUGGAGAGUAUUUUCAGGCAUAUCGCGAUUGCAAACAAGCAUGGACCGAAAAACGAAGAAAGGAAGGGCGCGGAUGGUUCUGA
Molecule: messenger RNA, 279 nt
Organism: Fusarium redolens
Lineage: Eukaryota; Fungi; Ascomycota; Sordariomycetes; Hypocreales; Nectriaceae
Product: cytochrome c oxidase-assembly factor COX23, mitochondrial
Exons: 4
Coding region: 1-279 (92 amino acids)
Source: RefSeq, a predicted model, not a curated record